Messenger RNA from [Torrubiella] hemipterigena, 1197 nucleotides. Lineage: Eukaryota; Fungi; Ascomycota; Sordariomycetes; Hypocreales; Clavicipitaceae. The record is from the annotation of a GenBank genome assembly.
CCAAUUCUGGGCCACACCUUGGCGUUGUGCCUGACUAUUUUUAUCCCACGAUCAUCACACCAAUUGACGCCGCAAACGUCGCCCGCUGUUUGCAAUGCGAUUUUUAACAAUGCAGCGGCCGACGCUAGCUGCGCUAGCUGGCAUGUCUCGCGCAACGCCGGCCGUAACUGCGGCCACCAGCGGCCUGUUGCCCCUGUGGGCAAAUGUCGCUGUUCAGGGACAGAGAUAUGCCUCCGUCAAGGCGCAGGGAGCUUACAAGAAGAAGAGCAAGAGAGGAAUUCCCAAGAAGCUAGGUGCCAAGAGAACCGGUGACCAGUUCGUUAUUCCGGGCAACAUUAUCUACAAGCAACGCGGCACCCUUUGGUGGCCAGGAGAGAACUGUCUGAUGGGCCGCGAUCACACAAUUCACUCCAAAGCCACUGGAUACGUCAAAUAUUACCGCGACCCGGCCCGUCACCCCGACCGCAAAUACAUUGGUGUUGUCUUUGACAAGGAGGACACGCUUCCAUAUCCGCCACACGCCGAGCGCAAGCGCCGUUUGAACAUGACCGAAAUUCCCAUUCGAACUGUCCCCGAACGCCCUACAGCCGAAUCUCCCUCUGGUAUCCCCUACCAGGUGACACGAGUCCAGGAGGGCGAGCCAGACCGUGUUCUCCGCCUACAGGGCGACUACAGCUACCGCGAAGAUAACUGGAAGAUUGGUCGCUUGGUUGAUACGACAAACCUUAAGACGAAGAGAUUCCGCACAAGGAAGCAGUACUUCCGUCAACGCCGCUGGCGUAGAGAGCGCGAGAUCACUGGUCAACGCGCAUCAGAGAAGAAGAGAGCUGAAGCCGGUGAGGCCCAGGGCGGAGCGAGAAAGGGCGGCUCCAAGAACGGUUCUAAGAAGGUGACGGCCAAGAAGAGCAAGAAAUAAAUCUUCAACCGAGCGUGGGUGGUUUAUACCGCCUAGCAACGACUGUAUUAUACUAUCAUAUAGGCUGUUUUCAUCAUUUUCGGAUGCAUUGUAAAAUCACAUUAUUAUUUCUUACACACAGUAGAGCUUGAAAUAUGUGAAUAAUUUUUGUUUGCAUAUUCGCAAGAUACUAUUGUCCGUUUUGGCGUACGUAUGUAGAAAACGAACAACCACCGUUUGCUGUACAAAGACGCACUCCCCACAUGCACUGGAAGCUGCGUCUUCACGCGCAACAUUGCUGG